AAUCUGCCAAGUGCUACAGGGGAACCGACACAGCUGCAGCUGCGCUAAGAAUCAGAAACAAUUGUAAUGGUCAAGGCCAGGCUGACACACUAACCAAUUGUCUCUCCAAGAGACUGUGCAAACGGCAAUCAAUUGAUAUCUAAAGAGGUAAUGCAAGGACUCGGCAGCCACCUACACAAAGUCUUUGUUUGCAAAAUUACGGCACUGAUUUACAUGCACAAGCACACGAAACACUUCUGUCUAGAGGCCGAGAGAGCGCAAACAGCUUUUAAUCCGAAAAAGAGCAUGCACUAAAAAAUACAUAAUCUACUCGACGUGUUACCGAUACAAAGUCAGCUAGUAAAGGCCACUUCUCUUUGCAGGAUCCCAUACAGAGUCCCCCACCGGAAAAUCAGCCCUUGAUAGUGGACUGCUAGCCUCUGUCAAGCUUCUUUCGCUCGAAAGAAGCUAGCUGCUCAGCGAGGCUUCGAUUUCAGGCUCCCACACUGAAAGAUAGCUUUGAGCGAAUCCACAGGGCGUCAUGUUCCAGAAGGGAGAGAAAAUAGAGAAAAGUCAGCGCUCUGCACACCGUGCGGCCCUUGUCAAACCCCCCGCCGCGAUAUGCAUGCUAGGUGAUCAAGGCAUGCCCUUUACAGCGAAGAGGCACAAUCAGCAAUUUGCAAUCCCUGCAGCAAUCUUGCACACCGUCAUCCCAUCAUCUGUCCCCCACGAACCCCGUUGCAUCCCUCCUGAUCCCAACAGAAAGACACACUACGCAAUUCAGCAAAGAAGAUCUCUGUAGAAAGAGCGUCCAACAUCAGCAUUUCACCCAAUUAUGACAAGAUGGGCGGUCUCACAAAUCGAUGAAAUGGGUCGCCUCUCAUCUGGAGGGCAUAGCCUGCGCCAUUCAGCGCCACUCAUCCUUGUCUCGGUCUUGCUUUCCUCCAAUUCUCGCAACCCAAUCAUCUCAAUCCUCUUUGCAAAAGCAAGGUGACUGUGAGUAAGAGCUCUUCUUCACUCUCCCUGACGAAGAGCCCCUCAGGGGCUUCAAAAUUAGCUGAUUAGGAGUCCCCUGAGCCCCUCAAGAUUGUAGCGUCAGCAUUUCCAGUGAGAGCCAUCCCAGUAUUGGCCGCCGGUUUGCAUGUGCAUGUUUGGCACAGCGGCUCAUUUGGCGGCGACAGUGGCUGCCGCGGCUGGGGCUGCAGC
Messenger RNA from Coccomyxa subellipsoidea C-169, 1185 nucleotides. RefSeq lists its product as hypothetical. Lineage: Eukaryota; Viridiplantae; Chlorophyta; Trebouxiophyceae; Coccomyxaceae. The record is from RefSeq and is a predicted model, not a curated record. Bases 815 to 973 code for a protein of 52 amino acids. The transcript has a single exon.